Pipistrellus nathusii (Nathusius's pipistrelle) is the source of this 1149-nucleotide messenger RNA. NCBI's taxonomy places the organism in Eukaryota, Metazoa, Chordata, Mammalia, Chiroptera, Vespertilionidae. The record is from the annotation of a GenBank genome assembly.
AUGCGGGCGCUGCGGCGGCUGCGGGUGUCGCCCCGCUCGCUGCUGGCCUUCCUCUUCCUCUGCUCGCUGUCCUCCUCCGGCCUCUACUUCGUCUACGUGGCCCCGGGCCUCGCCAACACAUAUCUCUUCAUGGUACAAGCUCGAGGAAUGAUGUUGAGAGAAAAUGUGAAGACAAUAGGCCAUAUGAUCAGGCUUUACACGAACAAGAACACGACCACACUCAACGGCACAGAUUAUCCUGAAGGCAGUAAUUCAAGUGAUUACCUUGUUCAGACAACAACGUACCUUCCAGAAAACUUCACAUACUCUCCAUACCUCCCCUGCCCAGAAAAAUUGCCUUACAUGCGGGGAUUUCUCAACGUCAACGUGAGUGAAGUGAGCUUUGAUGAAAUUCACCAGCGCUUCUCCAGGGACUCAGACAUCGAGCCGGGAGGACACUGGAGGCCGAAGGACUGCAAGCCCCGGUGGAAGGUGGCCGUGCUUAUCCCCUUCCGCAAUCGUCACGAGCACCUGCCCAUUUUCUUCCUGCACCUGAUUCCAAUGCUCCAGAAACAGCGGCUGGAAUUCGCCUUUUAUGUCAUCGAACAGACCGGCUCGCAGCCCUUCAACCGCGCCAUGCUCUUCAACGUGGGCUUCCGGGAGGCCACGCGGGACCGGGCGUGGGACUGCGUCAUCUUCCACGACGUGGACCACCUGCCCGAGAACGACCGCAACUACUACGGCUGCGAGGCAAUGCCGCGCCACUUCGCGGCCAAGCUGGACAAGUACAUGUACAUCCUCCCGUACAAAGAGUUCUUCGGCGGCGUCAGCGGGCUGACCGUGGCGCAGUUCAGGAGGAUCAACGGCUUCCCCAACGCCUUCUGGGGCUGGGGCGGCGAGGACGACGACCUGUGGAACAGGGUUCACUUCGCCGGGUAUAACGUGACGCGGCCGGAGGGGGACCUGGGAAAAUACAAAUCCAUCCCGCACCACCACCGGGGGGAAGUCCAGUUUUUAGGGCGGUACAAGCUGCUGAGGUACUCGAAGGAGCGCCAGUACAUCGACGGGCUCAACAACCUGGCCUGCGCGCCCAGUGUCCUAGUGGACAGGCUGUACACCAACAUCUCCGUGGACCUCACGCCCGCGCUGGCGCCCAUCGGAGACUACUGA